Messenger RNA from Oncorhynchus tshawytscha (Chinook salmon), 3146 nucleotides. RefSeq names its product retinal homeobox protein Rx3-like. The transcript is spliced from 3 exons. The record is from RefSeq and is a predicted model, not a curated record. Gene Ontology annotation, biological process: positive regulation of transcription by RNA polymerase II. Gene Ontology annotation, molecular function: DNA-binding transcription factor activity, RNA polymerase II-specific; RNA polymerase II cis-regulatory region sequence-specific DNA binding. The coding region runs from base 20 to 973 and encodes 317 amino acids. Lineage: Eukaryota; Metazoa; Chordata; Actinopteri; Salmoniformes; Salmonidae.
AGAAUAUUUUAUACAUCAAAUGUGGCUUCUUGGUUCAACUCCCGAAGUCAUGGAAGAGCGCCUGUCACCUUCUGCACGUUUUGUCCGAAGCCCCUGGAAUAACCAUAAUCAAGCCGCAACGAGGGUUCACAGUAUUGAAGCAAUAUUGGGAUUUAAAGACGAAAAUAUGUUUCAUCAAUCUGUGUCCUACAAUGAGUCAGGAAAACCUGCUGAGCCGAGAGGAAAUGGAAUUAUGUCAUCCCCGAAGAAAGAACUCAACCCAAAAUGUUUUGACAGUGUCUGCUGCAGCAGUUCGGGGGCCUCUGUCAGUUCUGACUUACCUAAAGGGGAGGAUAAAUUGCACGUUGAUGAGAACCCAAAGAAGAAACACCGGCGUAAUAGGACCACGUUCACCACCUUUCAGCUGCACGAGCUGGAGAGAGCGUUCGAAAAGUCGCACUAUCCUGACGUCUACAGCAGAGAGGAGAUCGCGCUCAAAGUUCAUCUUCCCGAGGUCCGAGUACAGGUGUGGUUCCAGAACCGUCGGGCCAAGUGGCGUCGCCAGGAGAAGCUGGAGGGGAGCUCCAUCAAGCUCCAGGACACUUCCUCCUUCCUGUCCUUCAGCCGCUCCUCCUCCCAGUCUCUGGGCUCCGGGCUACAGCUGGAGCCAUGGCUCAGCACUCCCACCACCACUGCCACCCCUCUGCAGUCCCUUUCCGGCUUCAUCACCAGCCCAUCUCAGGGCCUCCAAAGAACCUCCAGCUACACUCCUCCACCCUUUCUCAACUCCCCCAGUUUUGGGCAUAUUGGUUCUCUGUGUCCUCCUCCGCCGCCCCCGUACCAGUGCUCAGCGUCUGGGUACGUGGACAAGUUAACUAUGGAGGAGUUGGAUCCUCGUAAUUCUAGUAUUGUGUCUCUGAGGAUGAAGGCUAAGGAGCAUAUUCAGUCUAUUGGGAAACAUGGUGAGGAUGGAUGCUGGCUUGCAUCCCUCUGAGGCAAUGCAAAGAUCUGGUUUUAGGUUCUGACUUAGGAAAUGUACACUUUUCCUACUUACCUUGUGCAGGUGUGUAAAGGUAUCCAAAUAAGCUGCGUCGGUUCGGUUGACUAGGUGAAGGGAACAUCUGUGCUUGCAUACUCCCUUAAAGGGACACUUUGGGAUUUUGGCAAUGAAGCCUUUUAACUACUUCCCCAGAAUCAGAUGAACUCAUGGAUACCAUUUGUAUGUCUCUGCACCCUGUUUGAAGGAAGUUAGAGGUAGUCUAUGGUAUCUACUAGCAUGCUAGCAGUAUUACUGUUUGUUCCUCUUGAGACGCCAUAUCCAGUACACUUCAUCAAAAUAGUCAAAAUUAAGAUUAUGAUAGCUCAAGAAAUCUUUAAUUCAUUUUGACAUUUUUGCCAGGGAGGUUUUAGUCGCAAAAUUUGACAUCUAACUAAGAUUUUGUAUUUUUCAAGUGAAAAACUUUGCAUGAAGACUAGUCAUCUGUUGUUGAAUGCCAACAAACACUUAAUUGAAGAAUCCCUAAUGUUGACCAAUCACCAACGAAAGGCAUACUUCGGCUUGCCUCAAGAAAAAGUGUGCUCGAACAGGCUGGGAAAAAAACUGACGAACACAGCCAAACACCAAAACAAACAAAAACCUCACAAAAUGUUGUCAUAAUAUAUGCAGUAACUGUUUAGAACCGGGAAGUAUAAGAUAAUCUUAACAGGCUUUGCAGAUGAGGUUACCUUGCGUGCGUUGAAUAAAUUUAAUUCAACCGCUGAAAACCCUCCCACUUGCUGGCCAACAGAUUUUCUAGUGAAAUUUGUAUUCAAUAGCCAUCCCUUUAAAUUUGGUGUACCUUUAAUUAGAAUUUUCUCAACAGACUCACUAGAACAUAUAGAUGGGUUGGUUGUUUAGCAACAAAACCGACCCAUGCACAACUAUGGGGUAAAACAGACGGGGUUGGCUUAGAUUGUUGACAACAUGUAAACUAUAUUUAAUCUCCAAUGUUUAUUGAAAACAUGAAUAAAAUUGCACAAUACAUUUUUUGACAUGUUAGCAUAGCAUAGCAUAAACGUGACAGUCAAACACCUCAUAACAACACAUGGUUUUGGGAAGUUCUCAGCUAACAUGUCUAUGUUUCAGAAUGUUAGGGACCAAUGAAAAAAAGCCUUGUAAAUACAUGCAUGUUUCUUUCCUUUUCAGCACCAAUUGGUAGAUAAAAAAAUACUCUGAUCUUGUAUAUUAUUUAGGGUUAGGAAAGUACUUAUACAUUUUUUUUAACCUACCAACUAGGUAGGUUCUGCUCUACUAUCAGUGCACACAGGUUUCCAUAGGCUACAGUCUCCGCUUGGAUCUCCAAAUUUAACUCCUGCAAAUGAUGAAGCCAUAGGCCUAAAAUUAAAAUUCUGAAUAAUGAUACAGCUAUUUCUACUUCACUUGUGGAAAAGAGGCUGAAAUACCUGUCAUGUUGACAUGCUUUUCAGUUUGCUGAAAUAUGACUGGUUUCACAUUUUCACAACGAUCAUAAAAUAAAACAGAUCUAAAACAACUGUCAUUUAUAUUUACAAUCCUCUUGUCCUAACUAAUGACUAAUUUACCUAGGUCUUAUUAAUAGCUCUUAUCAAUUUAUAAAUUACAGUGCAUAGAGAUUUGGUGUUAUUUCUACAUAUAAUUAUCAUUUUUUUAAAGUGGUGGAAUUAUGAGCAAAUUAAGUCAAGGUCUGACUACGGAAUAUCUGUAGACACACCUCUGUCUCACCUCCUUUGCUGUGAAUAGCAUUGAAUGGGUUGUGAAUAGCAUGAUAUUCUCAUCCACAAGGUCAAGGUCAGAAUUAAAGAGAAAAGUGUAGAAAAAGGGGAAUUAUGUUCCAUUUCUUAAGUUAAUUAACACUCUUAAUUCGGGUCAGAAUUCCCCCUCUUACUGAAUGAAGGAUGCCAUUGAAGAGAAAGUGGAAAUGUUCAAAUGUAAAAUUGCCUGCAACCUGGUUUCUAUGUUGACAUUUGCAUCCCUAUUUUAACAAUUAUCUUCUGUUAUGUAUAUGUACUUCUGCUAAGACAAUCACAUCCCAGGAUUAAUCUAUGUAUUUAUCAUUGUUUCCAAGCCCUUGUCUAGAUAACUUUCUUUCAGUGUUCUUCCAGUUUGUACACUUUACAAAUGUUCAUGACCGAUUGUCCAUUUGUUGUUU